Alosa sapidissima (American shad) is the source of this 1054-nucleotide messenger RNA. RefSeq names its product protein tilB homolog. NCBI's taxonomy places the organism in Eukaryota, Metazoa, Chordata, Actinopteri, Clupeiformes, Clupeidae. The transcript is spliced from 7 exons. Gene Ontology annotation, molecular function: protein binding. The coding region runs from base 81 to 917 and encodes 278 amino acids. The record is from RefSeq and is a predicted model, not a curated record.
AUGGGACAGUUCACUUUUGCUCCUAAACGCUGCUUCUGCUGUGUGUUAAAUGCCACUGGAUAUCGUCACAGCCGAAGGACAUGUCAGAAAGUUCCUCAGGAGUGAACACAAGCAGCGACAGUCUCCCCAAAUCGCACACAUCUCACUGCUCCGAGCUCCGAGACACCCACACUCCUCUCUCAGUGGAACAGAGCCCAGACUCGGGCAUUGUCGCCACUCCAUUGCCAUCCCACCGGUUUCGGUUUAUCUCGUGGCAUCGGCUGGAGGAGAGUGAUGUGCGCGGGGACCAGCUAGCCUGCCCCAGGGUCAGAGAGGCAGGGCCCACGGAGGAGGAGCUGUUUCUGAGAGGGGAGCAGAAUGCGCUGCAGGCCGCCGAAGAGAGGCAGAGGAGGAGAAGGAGAAGGAGGGAGGACGAAGGACAGAAGUGGGAGGAGAGGCUGCAGGAGAACUGGGAGAACUGUGUGGAGCUGAACCUGUCCUACCAGGACCUGGGAGAUCCGUACCAGCUGGAGAACUUCACUCGGAUUCUGAGGCGGCUGAUCCGUGUUGAGAGGCUGCAGCUGGUGGACAACUCUCUCAGUGACCUGAGCUCUGUCCGUCUGCCAAGAUGCAAAUACCUGAAUCUGCAUCGCAACCACUUGACGUCCAUCCGCCAGCUGCCAAAGAUGCCUCAGAUCCAGCACCUGUGCCUGUCUGAGAAUGGCAUCGGGGCCCUGGGGGAGCUGGCCCUGCUGGGGGCCACUCCGCUGCAGUCGCUGACCCUGCGCCGCAACCCCUGCGAGUUCUUGGAGGACUACCGGCCACGUGUUUUCUCCUGCUUGCCAAAACUCCGUGUUCUGGACGGAAUCCUAAAGCUGCCAGAGGAUUCCGUGCCGUCUCAGAUUUCUGCAGCAUCAAGACUGUGCACCAUUUUGUGACACUCUAGGAUGUGAAUUCACUGUGAAGGGACAAGAAAAUGCUCCAUACCUCUUCAGGCAAAACCAAGAAAAGCCAAGUGUACAAAGUUUUAUACACAGUAUUAUGUUCAUACAGUACAAUACAUUUUUAUAGAAGA